This is a messenger RNA of Marchantia polymorpha subsp. ruderalis, 1653 nucleotides long. The record is from the annotation of a GenBank genome assembly. NCBI's taxonomy places the organism in Eukaryota, Viridiplantae, Streptophyta, Marchantiopsida, Marchantiales, Marchantiaceae.
AUGCUCGUGGCGACGACGCUGCAGCUGGCGCACGGCGAAGUGGCCAAGGUCCUGGAGACGCACAGCAUGUACAAGCGGGACCCGUGGCGGCGUUGGGUGCGGACGCUGACAUUUAUCCAGCUCACCGUGCAGGCCAACUCGGCGCAGAGGUCGCAGAUCGUCGCGUGGCUCAACAGACUUCAUGCCAACAUCAGGCUCUUCGAGUUCGAGACGAACGUGUUCGUCCUCGCGACGAUCGCCUACGGCCUGGCGCAGAGCCACCAGGCGCUGGGCGCGUUUCCCACCGGCGAGAAGGACGCCAUCGUGUCCAGCGUCAUGAGCAUGGCCGACAAGCUGAGCGCGGACGACCGGCGCAAGCCCGUGCCCACGACUUUCAGCGCCGUGGAGAAGUUCCUCGCGCCGCAGCUCAGCUCCGUCCACCUACGAAGCAUCCUGGCCAGCAUGUCCGCUUUGUUGGACUUAGCGCAGAAACCCCGCUUUUCCACUGCUCUCCGUCGGCCUUGGUCUUGGGCGAAAUUUCUCCUGCUUCGUACUCUCGCUCGAGACAUUUCUCUCAGAGUUCUGUCACCGCCAACCGCCGGUGAACCGCCGGGAGCGCUCCUCUCCCUCGCCAGAAUUUUCCAGCCCUUCUGGUACCACUUCCAUUACAGCGCGUGCCCGCGCGUCCUCACGCUCGCCGGCUUAUUCGAGACCCUCGUCGGCUGCGAUCCGUCACUGAACACCGUCGUGGACGAUGUGCACCGGGAAAUAUUCGGCGCACCGCCGGUGGGAAAGUUCGCGCCGAGUGAAGCCCAUCUGCCGCAGUUACCGAACGGAGUUGCCGGCGCAGCUCCAGCUGCGGACCUGACGAACCAGUCAUUCAUCGCAGCCGUCAGGGAGCAUUUGAAAUGCGCGUACCUCCGAACGAGGCUGGCCGGACCGGGGAAGCAGCUCCCCCGACACCUGGGGGUCAUCAUGGAUGGGAACCGGCGGUUCUCGCGGCAGCACGGCCUGGGCUCCGUGCUCGAGGGUCACCGGUUGGGCGCCCGGAGGCUGCUGCAGUUCAUGACGUGGUCAUUCAGCGUCGGGAUCGACCAUCUGACCGUUUGGGCGUUGUCGGACGACAAUCUGAAGCGGGGGCACGAAGAGCUGGACCCGCUGUUCGCCAUGAUGGCGGACUUCACGCGCGAGAUCGUGAUGGGCGACGCGCCCUUGGCCGUGAUCGACGUCCGCAUCCGCGUCGUCGGUGACCGGUCCAUCCUGCCCGCGGCCUUGAACGACGCCAUAGACGCGAUCGAGGAGGCGACGAAGGGCGAGAAGAAGCUCAAUCUGCAGUUCGCGUUGGGCUACGGCGGGCGCAGGGAGGUCCUCCGAGCGGUGAAGGCCGCAGUCCAGGCUCGUGCCCACGAAGACUCGUCGACGAUCGAAGAAGCCCUGUCUCGUCUCAGUCCCGGCGAUGUGUCCAAGCACACUUACUCGGCCGAGUCCGGCGUCCCUCCGAUGGACGCCAUUCUGCGAACCAGCGGCGAGAAGCGCCUGAGUGGGUUCGCCUUGUGGGAGUCGCAGGAAUGUGAACUCUCGUUUGUGGCGCCUAACUGGCCGGGCAUGAGUCAAUCCGAUUUUUUGAGCUGCCUCGUGGAUCUUGCGGAGAGGAAGCGCAGAUUCGGAGCCUAG